Saccostrea cuccullata (small rock oyster) is the source of this 1588-nucleotide messenger RNA. RefSeq lists its product as uncharacterized. The record is from RefSeq and is a predicted model, not a curated record. The transcript has 6 exons. The coding region runs from base 293 to 1588 and encodes 431 amino acids. NCBI's taxonomy places the organism in Eukaryota, Metazoa, Mollusca, Bivalvia, Ostreida, Ostreidae.
GUGGCGAUCCCACGAGAUCUACACAUAUACCUGCUGUCCUGGCUACGGAGGAUCAAACUGCCGUCCUCUUUGUACCGGAAAUUGUCAUGGACGAGGUACCUGUAUAGGACCAGACACCUGCAGCUGUAGAUGGGGGUAUACCGGAAAUGCCUGCCAAAAAGUUUUAGAGUCCAGCCCACUUAUUCUACAAUGUACGUCCAUUCUCGCAUAUUUUGAAGAAUCUGAACAGAGGAGGGAAUUAUACAGAUCUGAAAUAGAUUCUUCUGAACCUAACUCUACGACGGUAGAUACAAUGUGGCUAAACCAAAAGGAUUACAACUAUAUCAACGUUACAUUUGCCGCUGUCUUCACAUCAGCAGACAACCUAAACAUUUCAAGAAAUGAAAAACAGUUUAAAAAGGGAAUCAUAUCUGGAGGCGUUAAUAUUAUUCAUCACAAAAUGAGCAGACCAGGUGAAGAAAAGACGCCCUUUGUGAGUGGAAAUGAAACCCACCUCUGUGAGAGUCAGCCCAGUUCUCUCUAUCCCAGCGUGGAUUUAUUUCAAUGUAACUACACGGAUGACAAGUUUGACAUGCAGCUGGAACACGGAGACAAUUUAACUCUGACAGCUUUUACUAAAAUCUGGAGUAUUUUUGAAAAAGACUUAUUUAUCGACGAGAUGUCUACAAAAUCUACAAUGUUUCGCUUCGAUUUGGUAAAGCCACAUCACUGUCUCCUAGACGGACCAUGUGAGGCGAAAGCACUGGAUGUUGUGGAAGAUGUCACUAAGUCUCCAAUAGAAUUGGAAUGGAACAAGUGGGUGGAUAAGCUUUCUGGAAUCCAAGAUUACAAAGUACAAGUUUAUUUGCUGCAGCUGAACACAACAAACUUGGCGGAACCAAAUCCGCGGCACCCAGACGAGGAAAUAUCCCUUUCGGCACUAGAAACAAGAUAUACUUACACUCCUAGGAGAUCGGGGAUGUAUUCCUUUAUACUCAAUGUAAUAGACAGAGCCAACAAUGUACAAUACGCACGUACCUUGGUGUUAUAUGACCCUACUUCAAAUAUCACUCUCUCUAAAUUGCCAUUUAUGGCAAGAAGCGCAGAAGCUGAAACUAACUUUCAAUGGCAAAAUAACCUCGACAAGGAUAUUAUCAUGUCAUGGAAAGGACAUUUUCAGAACAAAUUCCAUGAAGAUAAUAAACUUUUAAAUCCAGUAGCACAGUACAAAAACUUCAAUAAUGAUGCAAACAUUGAAAAACAAGUUCCAAACCAACUUGAUGAUAACUCGGGGAAAAGGACACUGAAAGAAAUCCGGAAUGUUCAUGGUAUAGUUAAAUUUGAAUAUUUCUACAGACACGGAAAUCAAGGGGAGAGAACCCCACAAUUCUGGUAUAAGGUGAAUGAUACAUUUUCAGAAACUCAGGCUUUUAAUAUUGAGAGAAAAGAUGGCGAUACCAUUAACUUUUGGGUCAAGGCGACUGACAUCAUGGGGAAUACGAAAGUUGACUUGACGAAGAUUUCCUUUGAUUCCAGUCCGCCAGAAAGUUUAAACCCUUCAGGCGUCAUAUUUACGAGGAACGUUAAAAAUGCCACUUACCCUUUCUAA